AUGGAGGAAAGCGACGUAUACGCACGAGAGGAAGGUGACCGCCCCGUAGAGCAUUCGCCGCGUGGGCGCUACAUCCGCUUCGAUAUUCGAUUAGGCACAGGUGCUUACAAAUCAGUAUACAAGGCGUAUGACACGGACCAGGGCAUCGACGUAGCUUGGAACGCCAUUGAUAUUGGCUUGUUACCUAGCACCGAGAAGACACGCAUUAUUCAAGAGGUUCAGCUGCUACAAAAGCUUGAGCACAAGAACAUUAUAAAUUUUUAUGGCUCGUGGUUCUCUAAGGAGAAGAAUCAGGUUGUUUUCAUCACGGAGAUCAUGACAUCGGGAACGCUUAAGUCGUAUAUCAAACGUGUGCAGUUUAUUAAGUGGAAGAUUAUCAAACGCUGGUGCAUUCAGAUUCUCGAGGGUCUCCAUUAUCUCCAUAGUCAGAAUCCGCCUGUCAUACACCGGGAUCUCAAGUGUGACAACAUUUUUGUAAAUGGAAAUACGGGAGACUUACGAAUUGGCGAUCUAGGUCUUUCCACACAACUGGCAGUCGACAAGAGAUCCAAGGCACAGAGUGUACUGGGCACACCCGAAUUUAUGGCACCGGAGCUGUAUGACGAGAGUUAUGAUGAAAAGGUGGAUGUUUAUGCCUUUGGUAUGUGUGUACUGGAGAUGGUGACUAAGGAAGUGCCAUACUCGGAGUGUAUCAACCCAGCUCAGAUCUACAAGAAAGUGACAGCAGGAAUUCGACCAAAAGGUCUUCAGCGCGUUGUUAGUCAAGCUGCACGUGAUUUUAUCGAGUUGUGUUUAUCACGUGGUAAUGGAUUGGUGGAUGUGACUGCGCAGUAUCUGUUAGACCACCCCUUCUUGAAGGUCCAAGAUGAUGAUAAUGAUAUGGUGGAAUGUCUGCUCAAAGACGACUUGGAGUACGAAACGAAAGUCGAACAGCAGCGAUUAGAAAAGGUUGCAGAGGAGUCGUUUGCUGAAGAGUUUAAUAUGGAGGGUGGAUCUAAAGACGGCGCAGCACUCGCGUUAAACCAACGGCGUCAACAAUUUACUCCGAUCUUGAUGGAGCCUGAAGCAAUGGCUGCUGUAUCGCUUCUGACGUUGGCGCCAGACAAUUCUUGUAGUACGAUUGCGACGGGUUCAACCGAGGUGGAAGCUGCUGGAACGCAUCACAUGCUUCAAGUAUCAGCUGGGAAAUAUUUUAUUGACGAUAAUUGUGCACCGGUUCCGGAGUCGAAUGAAUUAGAAUUUGUAAACGCAGCUCAAAGUACAGCACAACCUUCCACUCCGCCACCAGAAGCUGCUCAGGCAUCACCACUCUCACCUACCCAGCCUGUCAUCAGCGAGAUGGUUAUUGUCGAUGAACCACUCUUGUCGGGAAAACAAAUUGUCGAUACACACGUCGAUCAAUUCCUUGCAACACUACCUGGAUCAGAAAGUGCGAUUCAAAACACGCGGAUAAACAUUAUGGGUGGAAGAGGGCAUCGAUUAGAUUUAGAGAACGAUUCUGCUCCUGAAUACGCUGAAAAUCCAGCCGAUGCGUCUGAUGCUAGCAAUCAAGAUACCAUGGAACACUUGCAAUCGUUUUAUGGGGACCAUCCUUCCGUAGAUGUGCAUGUGAGAAAAUUAGAACAUCCCAACUCGGCUCCAGGGCUAUUGACCCCGUCUCAAGCGCCUCACGUUCAAAUUCCGGCGAUGCAGCUGCCUGAGCCAGUUUUCGAGCUUCAAUCUACGCUUGUUCGACGGGCAAGUAUACAUGCACCAUCUAAUGCAGCAGCAGCUGCGGCAGUAACUGCUGCUCUUGCUGAAGCUGCUGUUCAGCCGUCCGCAUCUCAGCAGACCGCACCGGAUUUAGCCAAUUCUAGCAGUGCAAAUUUAAGUGCUCGAAAGCGAGCUAAACGACAUGAGAUCAAGGCGACCAAAGAUCCCGACAAUGAGCAUAGCAUUUUACUGAAUUUACGCAUCAUGAUCGAUGGCAAAUCUAAGGAGAUCAAAUUUCCUUUUAAUUUGUUUGCUGAUAGCACUCAUGAAGUCACGUGUGAACUAGCUGUCGACGUUGGAAUUCGGGAGCCCGAUCUUGAAGACAUUGCCGACUCAAUUCGCUUUCUGGUAACAGAAGGAAAGAUUAACAAUCUGUCGGAUGUGCAGGAAGAUGUUUGGGAAGAAGCGCCUGAGCCUCAUUCUUUUUCGUCAAAGCCAUUUCCGAACGUAUCGAAGAUGUCUUUUGUCCAUGUACCUACAGGAGUGUAUCAACAGCAACAAACCUAUUUGGUGAACUCAACUGGCUCAGAUCAUGCGCCAAGUGCGUCUAGUGCAGCCAAUUCUGGAGUUUCUUCUUCAGUGCUUCAAAGCGUAUUGAGCGCCAGUGGAACGUCUAAUUCUGCUGCACCAGCUGGUGGGCCCCUGUCCGUGCAGGAACUUGUAGUGUCUAAAUCUCAAGAGUCUCUAAACGCUCCAAGUCUGAGUGACCCAUCGUCCAUGAUGAUGCUUGACAAGAACAUUCCACAGGGUAAUACCAGUAAUAGUACCAGUGCGCUCUCUGCGCUUUCUAAAAAUGAGCUGGCUCGAUCACCCCCACGCCCUGGUCUUUCCCAUACGGCAAGUGAUUCAACGCUAAGUCGAGAAACGUUACUCAAUAUUUUGGAAAUGCGUUCGCGUGGCGUCUCGCUGGGGUCAAUUGCUGAUCCGGACCAUGUACAGCAAAUUCAUCAACUGGAAGACCGUUUGAAGCUGGCCAGAAGUACGUUCGAUGACCGAGAAUCUUCGCUGGAAGCGGCAAUACGAAGUGAAGAGGAAAAACAUCAGCGUGAAAUUGAGCGUUUUCGGAAGAAGAUGGAAGAAUUUGAUAAGCAGCGCGCGGCUAUUGCCCGGCAGCAAAAUGGGGAAGGUGCAGUUAUCAACGAUAUUAAUGGCUCGAUGAUGGCGUCUUUGAAUGAGAAUUUUCAACCUUUUGCUCAGGUAGAGGCAUUUGUAACCACGAAAGAGCAAAGUUCUUCCAACACGCUUGCUGAUCUCGACAAUGUUGUGGGUCUUCCACUUGAUGGGUCCGAUGAAGACUGUUCACCGCCACUAUCUGGAGUGGCAGCAGCGUCAUAUCUCGCAUCAGCUCCUAAGUCAACAAGUGCAUCAAUGCAAGUGAGUUCGGUAUCAAAUUCUUCAGUAGCUUCGUCGUCAAUUCAAGCAGAUGAAUCAAUUCCAAAAAGGUAUUUACAAUCAGCGAAUCCGCUCGUAGUAGGAACAGAUACGACGGCCGUAGCAGCGACGGCAAUGACAUCCCUGGUGGCUAGCCAAUCGUAUUCUGGACAAUCGUAG
Molecule: messenger RNA, 3303 nt
Organism: Plasmopara halstedii
Lineage: Eukaryota; Oomycota; Peronosporomycetes; Peronosporales; Peronosporaceae
Product: wnk protein kinase
Exons: 1
Coding region: 1-3303 (1100 amino acids)
Biological process (GO): protein phosphorylation; intracellular signal transduction
Cellular component (GO): cytoplasm
Molecular function (GO): ATP binding; protein serine/threonine kinase activity
Source: RefSeq, a predicted model, not a curated record